AUGUCCCCGGUCUACGACUAUCUCCCGCAGCAUGUCCCCAGUCUACGACUAUCUCCUGCAGCAUGUCCCCGGGUCUAUGACUAUCUCCUGCAGCAUGUCCCCUGGUCUACGACUAUCUCCUGCAGCAUGUCCCCGGGUCUACGACUAUCUCCUGCAGCAUGUCCCCAGGUCUAUGACUAUCUCCUGCAGCAUGUCCCCGGGUCUGCUCCAGCCCUUCCCCUGCUGCAGCGUGGCCCACGGAGCAAGUGUCCUGGACAAGGCAGCGAGUUCAAGACACACCAUUUCCAGUGCGAUACGGCACGAUUCGUGGCCGGUUGCACUGGAUCGCAGAAAUUAAGCCGCGCCACGUUCUGGGGCGGGAGGGGAAGUGGCGGUUCCAUUCAUGUCAAUAGCACCGCAGACACACCCUCAAGCCCCCGCAGUGCAAUUGCCCGCUCUGGAACCCAAGUUGACACAGGAGGCCAUGACAGCAUCCCCUUCACCCUCAGUACGAGCAGCCGAGUAAUACCAGUGGUGCAGUUGGCGAGGCCGUCUGGCAGUUGGUUAAGUAGAGCCUCAGUGGGCCUUGCCGCCAGCGUGGUGCCCAAGAGGGAAGAGGCGGCCGGCCUGAUAUUGGAGUUUCUCAUCUGCACACUUACAAUGAAGUUCUCAGUACGAAUCGUCAUAUUACUCCUUGUCUUCGGCUUCAUUUUCUUCUGGAUGAAGAUGAUAAAACUGACACCGCUCCAGCAAACUAUCACUAUCCUGGCAAGAGAUAUUGAGAAGGAAACGAAGGCUCCGUCCAUUACCCCCGACACGUUCCUUCACGUUCAGCAGCUCAGAAAAAGGACAUUGAGAAACUUUUGUCACCAGUUUCCAGAACUGAACAAGCUGAAUGCAUCAGAAAAGGCGGAUGAGCUACUGUCCACCUUGGCUGUGAGCCCCAAACUGCUGAUGGUUUACUGUAAGCCCCCCGAUCUGGCCAUUGAUGAUUGGGAAGAGAUGAUACGACAUAUGGAGGAAAGGGUCAACGAGACCAUACAGGGCCCACUCAUCGAUGAUGAUAAACCACAGACGUUCCCCAACAAACUAGGCGAUCACAACCCCUCCGCAUUGAAGCAUGUCCUUCAAACUUUCACCAAGGUCCUCUUUGUCAAGGACCCGUAUGAAAGGCUCGUAUCUAGGUACAUGGACGGCCAUGCCGGAGAGAUAACGUUCGAUGAGUUUAUUGAUGACACGCUCAUUGAGCAGGUUGCAGAGGGCGGCCUUUCUUCCGAUUCCACGGUUAGCUUGUGUCACCCUUGCUUUGUCAGAUACGACUACAUAGUGAAGUAUGAUUUUUCAGAGGUUGAACUUUAUCACAUUGUCCAGAGAUUGGGUUUGCCGGGGAAGCUACAUUGGUCAUGGUCUUCCGGGAGCAAGUCUAGACUGACCUCAAGAUGGCUGGCGGAGAACUUGUUCCAUGGACUGAGCCAGCAACUGAUAAACCGACUUUCCUUAGCCUACUGGUGCGACUUGGUGGCCUUCAAUCUACACAACAGUUUGCUGUGGAAUGGUCCUUUGUCACGAUCAGAUAAAUUAUUAUAA
Nanorana parkeri is the source of this 1566-nucleotide messenger RNA. RefSeq names its product carbohydrate sulfotransferase 14-like. The coding region runs from base 1 to 1566 and encodes 521 amino acids. The record is from RefSeq and is a predicted model, not a curated record. Gene Ontology annotation, molecular function: sulfotransferase activity. The transcript is spliced from 7 exons. Gene Ontology annotation, biological process: carbohydrate biosynthetic process. Lineage: Eukaryota; Metazoa; Chordata; Amphibia; Anura; Dicroglossidae. Gene Ontology annotation, cellular component: membrane.